Pongo pygmaeus (Bornean orangutan) is the source of this 6037-nucleotide messenger RNA. It is a transcript of the gene RNF43, whose product is annotated as ring finger protein 43. Bases 1894 to 4476 code for a protein of 860 amino acids. The record is from RefSeq and is a predicted model, not a curated record. NCBI's taxonomy places the organism in Eukaryota, Metazoa, Chordata, Mammalia, Primates, Hominidae. The transcript has 9 exons.
AAACCACAGGCUUCCUGCUCUAGGGAGUUGAUCCAGAAUUGUCUUUCUGAAAGGAAGCACUGGAAUCCUUCUGAACUUUCCAAGUCCAUCCAUGAUUCAGAGAUACUGCCUUCUCUCUCUGGGAUUUUAUGUGUUUCUGAUAGUGAAUUGUUGAUGUAUUUGCUACUUUGCUUCUUUUCUCUUUCAAGACUUGAUCAUUUUGUGUGAUAUUUGGAGAAAAAAAGAACUUUUGUUUAGAAAGGAGGUUUCAGAAAUGAUUUUGGAUUUUCUGCUGCGGAAUUUCUCGGCACCUACCUGUAGUAUGGGGCACUUGGUUUGGUUGCAGAGUAAGAAGGUGGAAGAAUGAGCUGUACUUGGUUAAGCAGUUGAAACCUUUUUUGAGCAGGAUCUGUAAAAGCAUAAUUGAAUUUGUUUCACCCCCGUGGAUUCCAGUGGGCCCGACAGCGCAACAGGUUUGCAGAUUUCUUUUGAAAUUCUUUUUUCCCCCCUCCCUCUGCCUCAGCAAAAGAAAAGAAUCUAUAUAACAGGUUCAUGUUCAAUUGCUUGGCUUUUCAGCACUUAUUCUGAAGAUUUUAUAAUAUUUUUAAACUUGACCUUGGAACACAGAGGGCUUUGUGGGUGAAGUGUAUUUAUAUUUACUUAAGGGUGCACAUUAAAAAAAUCUUAUUCUGUGUUUGUACAAAGACCCAAAUUUUCAUAGUGCCUAGAAAUAGCUCAGAUCUAUUCUACUCAAGAUUAUUUGUAUUUUUUCAGGGUAUUCUACCUAGAGCCUGUGGUUAAUCGCCUCCCUGCUCCCCUACCUUUUAUUCCCUACCCCCUCAGGGAAUUUGGGUACAUGUUAGGAAUAGUCCUUUGUUUUUCUUAUGAACCUAGAAAAUUACAGAUCAUAAAAUCUGGAUAUUAAAGUAGUUUCCAAAAGCAUUUCAUGGGAAAUCAAAGUGCUUGGCAUUUCCGAGCUGGAGAAUAAAAUCAAGAAUCCUUAAGAGAGAAAAGAAAAUGGAGGUAGAAAUAUGAAUUUUAACUGGGAAAAAUAAUUGGAAAGCUAACCUUUUCAAAUACUCUAAUUAUGAAAGUUGGAAAAGGUUGUGAUGCUCAGGAUUAUCCUGUAAUGUGUGAAGAUACAUAAAUUAGCACCUAAUUUGUAGGCAAAUUUUGGUAAAACACAAAAAAUUAUAGUAUGUCUAAGUUCAUGAAAAGUAUGUAAAUGCAGUGGGCCUAGAAACCUGGCCACACUGAAAUACAGUUUAAUGUGGAAACUUUUCUAAAUACAUGUUGUAGCAUCUUUGGACAUCAACGUGUGGCCUGAAAUUUUUAUUAUUGUUCCCUCUUCUUCUCCAUUAAAAAAAAAAAAAUCUCCUUGUGGUAUUUAGUCAUUUACCAUUGACACAUAUUAUGGCUUAAAAAGGGCCAUCCCUUCCUUUUCUGAGCUGGAGUUCUUCACGCUCACCUUUGAUGCAUGGCCUUAGCUGUUUACUUUGCCUUGUUUUAUUCAUGAACAUUGGGUUUAGUGCCUGGCAACUUGAUGCAUAUGGAAGAGCAGUGCCAAGUGAUCUGACAUAAUACAAAUUCACAAAGUGACAUUCAAUCACAAGCAAAGUUGGAAACUCCAAAGAGAAGUGGUGAGAUCUUUACUAGUCACAGUGAAGAUGGGAGAAAAUGACAUACCUGCAGCAGAUGUGGGCUGAAAAUAUCCUCUUCUCUGCCCAAUCAGGAAUGCUACCUGUUUUUGGGAAUAAACUUUAAAGAAAGGAAGGGCCAAAACUACGACUUGGCUUUCUGAAACUGAAGUAUAAAUGUUCUUUUCCUCCAUUUGUCUGGAUCUGAGAACCUGCAUUUGGUAUUAGCUAGUGGAAGCAGUAUGUAUGGUUGAAGUGCAUUGCUGCAGCUGGUAGCAUGAGUGGUGGCCACCAGCUGCAGCUGGCUGCCCUCUGGCCCUGGCUGCUGAUGGCUACCCUGCAGGCAGGCUUUGGACACACAGGACUGGUACUGGCAGCAGCGGUGGAGUCUGAAAGAUCAGCAGAACAGAAAGCUAUUAUCAGAGUGAUCCCCUUGAAAAUGGACCCCACAGGAAAACUGAAUCUCACUUUGGAAGGUGUGUUUGCUGGUGUUGCUGAAAUAACUCCAGCAGAAGGAAAAUUAAUGCAGUCCCACCCCCUGUACCUGUGCAAUGCCAGUGAUGACGACAAUCUGGAGCCUGGAUUCAUCAGCAUCGUCAAGCUGGAGAGUCCUCGACGGGCCCCCCGCCCCUGCCUGUCACUGGCCAGCAAGGCUCGGAUGGCGGGUGAGCGAGGAGCCAGUGCUGUCCUCUUUGACAUCACUGAGGAUCGAGCUGCUGCUGAGCAGUUGCAGCAGCCGCUGGGGCUGACCUGGCCAGUGGUGUUGAUCUGGGGUAAUGACGCUGAGAAGCUGAUGGAGUUUGUGUACAAGAACCAAAAGGCCCAUGUGAGGAUCGAGCUGAAGGAGCCCCCGGCCUGGCCAGACUAUGAUGUGUGGAUCCUUCUGACAGUGGUGGGCACCAUCUUUGUGAUCAUCCUGGCUUCGGUGCUGCGCAUCCGGUGCCGCCCCCACCACAGCAGGCCGGAUCCGCUUCAGCAGAGAACAGCCUGGGCCAUCAGCCAGCUGGCCACCAGGAGGUACCAGGCCAGCUGCAGGCAGGCCCGGGGUGAGUGGCCAGACUCAGGGAGCAGCUGCAGCUCAGCCCCUGUGUGUGCCAUCUGUCUGGAGGAGUUCUCUGAGGGGCAGGAGCUACGGGUCAUUUCCUGCCUCCAUGAGUUCCAUCGUAACUGUGUGGACCCCUGGUUACAUCAGCAUCGGACUUGCCCCCUCUGCAUGUUCAACAUCAUAGAGGGAGAUUCAUUUUCCCAGUCCCUGGGACCCUCUCGAUCUUACCAAGAACCAGGUCGAAGACUCCACCUCAUUCGCCAGCAUCCUGGCCAUGCCCACUACCACCUCCCUGCUGCCUACCUGUUGGGCCCUUCCCAGAGUGCAGUGGCUCGGCCCCCACGACCUGGUCCCUUCCUGCCAUCCCAGGAGCCAGGCAUGGGCCCUCGGCAUCACCGCUUCCCCAGAGCUGCACAUCCCCGGGCUCCAGGAGAGCAGCAACGCCUGGCAGGAGCCCAGCACCCCUAUGCACAAGGCUGGGGACUGAGCCACCUCCGAUCCACCUCAAAGCACCCUGCUGCUUGCCCAGUGCCCCUACGCCGGGCCAGGCCCCCUGACAGCAGUGGAUCUGGAGAAAGCUAUUGCACAGAACGCAGUGGGUACCUGGCAGAUGGGCCAGCCAGUGACUCCAGCUCAGGGCCCUGUCAUGGCUCUUCCAGUGACUCCAUGGUCAACUGCACGGACAUCAGCCUACAGGGGGUCCAUGGCAGCAGUUCUAGUUUCUGCAGCUCCCUAAGCAGUGACUUUGACCCCUUAGUGUACUGCAGCCCUGAAGGGGAUCCCCAGCUAGUGGACAUGCAGCCUAGCGUGACCUCUCGGCCACGUUCCUUGGACUCGGUGGUGCCCACAGGGGAAACCCAGGUUUCCAGCCAUGUCCACUACCACCGCCACCGGCACCACCUCUACAAAAAGCGGUUCCAGUGGCAUGGCAGGAAGCCUGGCCCAGAAACUGGGGUCCCCCAGUCCAGGCCUCCUAUUCCUCGGACACAGCCCCAGCCGGAGCCACCUUCUCCUGAUCAGCAAGUCACCAGAUGCAACUCAGCAGCCCCUUCGGGGCAGCUCUCUAACCCACAGUGUCCCAGGGCCCUUCCUGAGCCAGCCCCUGGCCCAGCUGAAGCCUCCAGCAUCUGCCCCAGUACCAGCAGUCUGUUCAGCUUGCAAAAAUCCAGCCUCUCUGCCCGACACCCACAGAGGAAAAGGCGGGGGUGUCCCUCCGAGCCCACCCCUGGCUCUCGGCCCCAGGAUGCAACUGUGCACCCAGCUUGCCAGAUUUUUCCCCAUUACACCCCCAGCGUGGCAUAUCCUUGGUCCCCAGAGGCACACCCCUUGAUCUUUGGACCUCCAGGCCCGGACAGGAGGCUACUACCAGAAACCCCAGGCCCCUGUUACUCAAAUUCACAGCCAGUGUGGUUGUGCCUGACUCCUCGCCAGCCCCCAGAACCACAUCCACCUGGGGAGGGGCCUUCUGAGUGGAGUUCUGACACCGCAGAGGGCAGGCCAUGCCCUUAUCCGCACUGCCAGGUGCUGUUGGCUCAGCCUGGUGAGUUUUCAGAGGGAAGUGGGUGUGAUAGGGAGAGAAGACUAGAGCUGAAUAUUUCAGGACAGGUGAAGUCAGCCAACAAAGGGUUGAUGGAAGCUGAGAAGGAUACAGCAGAGGUGACAACCAAAAUACUUAACCAUCGGGACAGCAUAUCAUGCUGGCUAGAGUGCAGGAACACCCCAGCUCUGCCAGGUGCUACCCCUUUAGUUGGCAGAUCACAGGGAGGUGCUGGUGUGGCUGAGGCAUCAGAAAGGCACUUGGAAGGCUGGGUGUGAUGGCUCAUGCCUGUAAUCCCAGAACUUUGGGAGGCCUAGGUGGGUGGAUCCCUUGAGGCCAGGAGUUCAAGACCAACCUGGCCAACAUGGUGAAACCCUAUCUCUACUAAAAAUACAAAAAUUAGCUGGGCAUGGUGGCGGGCACUUAUAAUCCCAGCUACUCAGGAGGCUGAGGCAGGAGAAUCGCGUGAACCUGAGAGGCGGAAGUUGCAGUGAGCCAAGAUGGCGCCACUGCACUCCAGCCUGGGUAACAGAGUGAGACUCUGUCUCAAAAAAAAAAAAAAAAAAAAGAGGCACUUGGAAUGGUCCCGGGGUAGCGGCUCAAACAUAAGUGUUUCUAUAUUUUAAUAACUGGCUUAGUUCUACCAAUGCUCACAGCUCAGUAUUAGUUCUAAAUACAAAGAAGGCCAAGAAGUGUUCCUUGGGGACAGCUAUAGUAGAACUAAUUACACAUAACCAUAAUACGAGGCUAUAGAAGAAGAGCUAUGUGAGUAACGAGAAAAAAGAGAGAGAGAGAAACCACAGGUGGUUCCCAGCAGCCCUGUGGGGCCUUAGGUUUUCUUCUCUUCCCCUGUGGUAAAAGAACAAGGAGGACUUCCCUUCAACGCAUCAUUAUUAAUAAGACUGACCUUAACUUCUUGGGGAUUCAGUGCAUCCCUAUAUCAUAAGUAGUGAUCAUGUAAAUUCUCAACAUUAACAUGGUGUUUACUUGCCCACAUAUCUCUCUUUUCCAUUCAGGACCUUCCACCUUCUACUCUUCCCCAUCUUCCCCCAUUGUAUGGAUGACACAGUUCUUUGUCUACAGCCGUCACUAGAACCCUUCCAACGCAGGAGGUGACACAAAGGUCCUGAAAUAUUCUUCAUGUAGGAAUUCUUCAUGCAGGACCUAGGAGCUGCCCUCAUCCAAUUCAUUCAUUUAUUCAUUUCCUUCCUCCUUCCUUCCUUUUUUUCCUGCUGACUAUAUGCCUGCUUUGUGCUAGGUUCCAGGCUAGGCUCUGAGGACAUGGAACUUGCCAAUCAGGACAUCCAGGUCCAUGGGGAGAGAGCCAAGUACUGAAAGCUUUGGCUAUGUUUGUGAUUCCAUUCAGACCCUAUGGUGUGUGUACUUUGAGUGCUGCCAGUACCACACCACUAUCUCCCUUUUCUCUCAAACUCAGAACUAGUUUCAGUGCCUCUCUUUUUCUUGCCUCUCACAUCUAAUCAGUGCCAGAUUCUGUUAACUGUAUCUUGGCUAGCUUUAUCAUGCUCUUUUCAAGUCCAGUACUGAUGGCCCUGCCAGUGUCUUAGGUAUACCCUAAAGAUCCAUGCAAGAGCCUCCUAGCUCUUCCCUUCCCUCUUACAGGGCCUCGAAGGCUGAGUGCUGCCCAUCCGGUAUGUCCCACAAAGUUGUGCGCCACAGCUCCACUGCUCACCUACCCUCCCUAUUGCUGCCAGCAUCAUCUGCCUUACACUAAACUGUCCAGAAAUCUUCAAAUGUUCUGUUUGUCCACAGAGAGGAAAAAUCCAACCUGCUUUGGCCUCAAAGGUUCCUGCACCAGCCAGCCCCCAUCUUCCUUCUCAA